This is a messenger RNA of Papaver somniferum (opium poppy), 1293 nucleotides long. Its product is annotated as F-box protein At3g07870-like. The transcript is spliced from 2 exons. The coding region runs from base 1 to 1293 and encodes 430 amino acids. NCBI's taxonomy places the organism in Eukaryota, Viridiplantae, Streptophyta, Magnoliopsida, Ranunculales, Papaveraceae. Gene Ontology annotation, molecular function: protein binding. The record is from RefSeq and is a predicted model, not a curated record.
AUGGGGAAUUUCGAUCAUCUACCAACUGAUAUUGUACUCGACAUUAUAACUCGUCUACAAACCGAAACAGUAUUAAACUGCAAGUUAGUCUGCAAACCAUGGAGGGAUCUAGUUUCUCAUCAUCCAUCAUUCUCUCAGUUGCAUCUAACUCAUCUUAAUCACUCCAGUACUGAUUCAGGCAAGUUAAGCUUUCUUGUUAAAGCUGAGAAUCUAGAGCUUCACUAUUUUGAGUAUAACGAGAAUAAUGAUGAGACACCUAUUGACAGCAUUAAAAGGAUGAAUUUCACCCCUCCAUUUGAAUUUCACUAUACCUUUCUUGGUUCGUUUAAUGGUAUAGUCUGUUUUUGUGGAUACAAAGAUUAUCCUGUUUAUAUUUGUAACCCCAUGACCAAACAAUAUGUUAUGAUUCCAGAAUUUGAUGGGUCAGAUUGUGAUGAUCAGUUUAUUUACUGGUCGAGUGGGUUUGGUUACCUUCCUUCAACUGACGAGUAUAAAGUUGUUAAAAUUUUUACGUUCAGUACACAGCUCAAUAUUGUUGAGGUUUUGGUGUAUACUCUUGGCAGUGGCAAUGGGUGGAAAAGUGUUGGGAGGUUUGAUAUUAAGGAGCACAGACGCAGAUGUGUUGUCGAACAUGGUGCUGUCUUUGUGAAUGGAGCGCUGCACUGGGUGGAUCAAGGAGUAGGAAGUGUUUUUGUUUUUGAUUUGACUGAGGAGAAGUUUCGUGAACUAGUUUCACGACCUCCUCUGCCAACAAACAGCUGUAGCAUCUGGUGCGAUUACACUAUAGGGGAAUUGGGUGGGGUUUUGUAUUAUGCUAUCAAAUAUCGCCGUCGAAUCACUGAAUGCACAUGUUUUGAUAUAUGGUUACUGAACAAUAUUCCUGACAUGAAUGAGCAGGUGGAACAUGAGCCAUCGGGUUGGAGUAAAGUGUUUAGCAUUCCUGGGAGAGAACCAUUAGCCUUUACCAAGGGUGGCGGUGUUUUAUGCUUCGAUUAUUGGUCCCUUGGCAUUUAUGAUUCAAUAGCUUCAAACUCGAAAAAUCUUGUGGAUUUUAGUGGAUUCAGUCAAAUAAUCCCUCAUACGAACACCUUAUUUUCGUUAGAAGAAUUAGGAGAAGAAGAUGUAUACAUAAUGGAGUCAGCUGAAACUGAAGAAGAUGUAUACAUAAUGGAGUCAGCUGAAACUGAAGAAGAUGUAUACAUAAUGGAGUCAGCUGAAACUGAAGAGACAAAAAACCGUGAUUUGAAGACAGCAGCUUGCAAGCUUCUGCCAUUACUCUUGUUUAGUAGCUGA